Molecule: messenger RNA, 4648 nt
Organism: Boleophthalmus pectinirostris (great blue-spotted mudskipper)
Lineage: Eukaryota; Metazoa; Chordata; Actinopteri; Gobiiformes; Gobiidae
Gene: stim1a
Product: stromal interaction molecule 1a
Exons: 13
Coding region: 203-2545 (780 amino acids)
Biological process (GO): store-operated calcium entry; intracellular calcium ion homeostasis; activation of store-operated calcium channel activity
Cellular component (GO): endoplasmic reticulum; plasma membrane
Molecular function (GO): protein binding; calcium channel regulator activity; calcium ion binding
Source: RefSeq, a predicted model, not a curated record
ACAGGUGCCAGCGCAGAAGAAGGCAGUCCCCAGUGCGCUCUCUGCUGCGGCUCUUUCGGAUCUGGAUCUACCUCUCACUGGAGCCACCGCAUUCAGCUUUGGCGUCGAUCUGUUUCGGCUUCAGGCGACCGCGCAUCUGCGGCAAUGUUAAUCCAGAGCUGAGAGGGACUUCCCGGGCUCUACAUGACAGCGUACACCAGUCAUGGAGUUGAACAGAUUAGUGACCUUGUGGAUACUCUGCUUGUGUCUGGUCUGCGAGAGCUGGAGCGACAAAGCUCCGCCCCCUGCCCCCACAGCGGACAGUCCAGCGGCCGAUAGUGUGCCGGAUUUCUGUCGCAUCGAUGAGCCACUAUGCGGCGACGAGAAUGCCCUUGUGAGUUUUGAGGCCAUUCGGAGUAUCCACAAGCAGAUGGACGACGAUGCCAAUGGGAAUGUGGACGUGUUGGAGACAGAUGGAUUCCUCCGAGAAGACCUAAACUACCAUGACCCCAAAGCCAAGCACAACAGCUUUCAUGGGGACGAUCAGUUCAUCAGUGUGGAGGACCUGUGGAAUGCAUGGAAGGGCUCCGAAGUGUAUAACUGGACUGUGGAUGAGGUGGUGGAGUGGCUCAUCUCCUAUGUAGAGCUACCUCAGUACGUGGAGGCCAUCCGUAAAAUGAACUUUAGUGGAAGUGCUAUGCCACGGCUUGCUGUGAAGAACACCACCCUGACACUGUCCAUUCUGAAGAUCCUGGACAGGAGCCACGUGCAAAAGCUCCAGCUCAAAGCUUUGGACACAGUGCUGUUUGGAGCUCCCCUAAUGAACCGACAUAACCACUUGAAGGACUUCAUGCUGGUAGUGUCCAUAGUGAUUGGAAUGGGGGGCUGCUGGUUUGCCUACAUCCAGAACCGCUACUCCAAAGACCAUAUGAAGAAGAUGAUGAAGGACCUGGAGGGUCUGCAGAGGGCUGAGAAGAGUUUGCAUGACCUGCAGCAGAAGUUACAGAUAGCGCAGGAGGAGCACCGCACUGUGGAGGUGGAGAAGGUGAACCUGGAGCAGAAGCUGAGAGAUGAGAUCAACGCUGCCAAACAGGAAGCCCAACGCCUGAGGGAGCUCAGAGAGGGCACCGAGAACGAGCUGAGCCGCCAGAAGUACGCUGAGGAGGAGCUAGAACAGGUUCGCAUGGCUUUGAAGAAGGCUGAGAAAGAGCUGGAGUCCCGAAGCGGCUGGUCUCCCCCUGAGCCUCUCCAGAAGUGGCUGCAGCUCACACAUGAGGUAGAAGUGCAGUACUACAACAUCAAGAAACAGAACGCAGAACGGCAGCUCCUAGUGGCCAAAGAAGGGGCUGAAAAGAUCAAGAAAAAGAGGAACACUCUCUUUGGGACUUUCCACGUGGCUCAUAGCUCUUCUCUGGAUGAUGUGGACCACAAAAUAUUGGCAGCAAAGCAGGCUCUGGGUGAAGUGACGGCUGCUCUGAGGGAGAGACUGCACCGGUGGCAGCAGAUCGAGAUCCUCGCAGGAUUCACCAUCGUCAACAACCCCGGGCUGCCCUCACUGGCCUCGGCUCUCAACUUGGACCCCAGCUUCAUGGGAGGAAGAGCCACGCCACAGCACUUCAUCAUGACUGACGACAUGGAGGAGCUGGAGGAGGACAUCAUGCCUGGAACUCUGUCAUCUCCCAGUAUGAUGUCCCUGCGCCAACGCCACAUUGACCCACAACUGGCCAUGGGCUCCCAGAGGUUGGUAGAGAGUAGCGUGUCACCGGGGCAGCAGGGGGAGGGCUCAUAUGCCAGGCCGAGGGCUAUGCUGAGGCAGGCGCGCAGUCAGUCGUUCGGCCAGCUGGACUCUCUGCCUCUGCCCCCCCUCUCCUCUGCCGUGUCUCAUCCCUCCAUCCCCUCGUCCGCCUUCAACCACCCUGUGUCUUCUCUGUCCUCCUCUGCCUCCUGUCUGCCCAGCGCUGUCUUCCACUCUUCUUUUCAGCCCAUGGACCCAAUUCCUGAUGUGUCUCUGUCUGAGGCCAAUCUGCUUUCAUCAUGCAGCGACAGCCUUGGGGACCUAAACCGCUCUGACUCGGACUCCUCCUUGUCCUUAUCCCAAGUGGGCGACCGUCUGGCAGCCUAUAGCUCCAAAGGCCACAUCCUGAAGCCCACUUCUCUGCACUACGGCCUGUCCCGACAUGCCGACGACACGGUCUCUCUCCAUGGCCUCACUCCCAACGGAGGCGGCCGAGUGACGGACAUGGGCCAGGGGGAACCGCUCUCUGACAGCCCCCUCCUCAUGAAGAAGAUCUAUGGAGUGGAGAGCUCCAACAGUGCCGGGGACAUCCACACUUACAUGUCAGAGUCAUCCCGCUCGCUCAGCCCCAACUCCACAGAACCCGACACCCCCUCCCCCAUGGGGCAAGGGGGGGUGACGGUGGGGUCAAAGGGCAACACCCGCAUCCCCCAGCUCUCCUCAAAGAAGAGCCCGGUGGAGGAGGACAGCUGCUCCACGGGAGACGAUACAGAGUCUACCGCCAGUCGCAAGAAACACACCUUCAAAAUUUUCAAGAAGCAGAAGAAAUAGGGCUCAGUGAACUUGUAUUUUGGUUAGUCAUUUGGUUUUGGGUCCGGUGCAUAGACUGUAUAUAUAAACAGUCUAUUGUCUUCAGUCUUCUCUUAUACAGUCUAUGGUCCGGUGACGGCGCUCUUUCCUUUGUAUAUUUGUAGGAUUGGUACCUACCAGGUUGACUGGCUUUUCCUGGUCAUUGUAGAAUAUGGGCUUUGGUAGUAUGUAUAUUGGAUUGUAAAGUAUUAUUUAUUGAGUGGGAAAUCAGUGCCACUCAAACUGGUGUGUCCCUGUGGACCUUUACCACUUUGCAUGUCCUCUUUGGUUUGUCUCAUCUUUGAAUGCCUGUUUGCUUGGUUCUUCUUAACCUGCUUAGAUUACAGUUGUUACUUGGGUUACAAACCAAGAUGAAAUGGCUCAUUAAGAGUUACGUUGAUUGUUGUCUUUAAUUUGAUUAUGCUCAAAGUUGUGAAAAAGACAAAAAUGCAUUUAAUACAUGCAACAAAUAAACAAAAAAAAAACAUUUUGGUUCUAGAGGAAUAAUUCAGUAUUUGGCCACCAGUUCAGAUACCACUGGAAAUGUGCUCAAAUUUGGGCAAUGGGCAAGACCCACUGUAAAUGUACUAUGCUGUUACAGGGUGGAGCCAUAGACUCAGGUCUCUGGUAUGAGAGAACUCAGUUUUGACAGAUAAACCUUGAGUAGAUGGUAUAGUUUAUAUUUUCAUCAGAAAUGAAUCACUUUAAUCUCCUUGUAGUCCUAUGUGAGGACACAGUAUUAGUGUAGUUAUGCAGGGCAAAUCUUUUGUAGGUCCACGUGAACAUUUGUUUUUCUACAAAUAGUUUGCAGCAAACCUAUUUUGUCAGUGACAGGUUCUGCUGGAAUGGGCUGUAGUGUAUGCUUUAAUUCUAUCUUUUCAAGUUGAAACUAACCUCGACUUCCUUUUUGGACAAAGACCAGUCAUGUGCCAAAGGCCUUCUUCACAGAGGCCCCAUUUAUGUGUGUGUGUGUGUGUGCGCAGCCCCUCUCCUGCAGCUUCUCUGCUGCAGCGCAACCCGUGCCUCUGUGUCUCUUCUCCCUGCUUCUUCUGUCCCUCUCUCUUAUAUGUCCCUUUCUGUGUCUCUUGUCCCUUUGUAUCUCCUGUCCCUCUGUUUCUUCUGCCCCCGUGUUUCUCGUGUCCCUCUGUGUCUCCUGUCUCUCUGUCUCGUGUCCCUCUGUGUCCUGUCCCUUUAUUGACAUGAGUACUAGCUUCAUCCAAGUGCUCUGUUUAUGAAUGUGGUCUCUGGGUGAACACAGAAAAUAUGCAACAAUGAAAGUGUCAUAUGUUUUGUGUGCAAGUUCCUUUUUUCCCCUAAUAUUUACUAGACCUAAUUAGAUUUCUUAAACUGUAUUUUGACCCCAAAACCAAAGUUUUACUACAACUUUUAUGGCUCGUGUUCAUUUGUUUUAGUCCCUGGCAAAUACUGGGAUUCAGUAUGAAGCAUCAAGACAAAGAACUACUUUUGUGUACUGAAAAGGGCUUGUUUUAAAAGUUCUGUUUUUUAAUGUGUUUGUUACUUCAGAUAGAAAUCGACACAGGUGUCUCAGUACUGCUUUAAACUUACACUGCAGAAACCUUGGAAAAACUUGAAAUAAACUAAAAACACAUUUUGUUCCUCCAAAUUUUCCUUCGUUACGGGUUUUACCUAUAACCAUGAAUUGUGGUAUUUGUCAAAUCUAAAGUAAAGUCCACAUGGUCUGGUAAACCAAAUCAAAAUGUUCAACUGUUACAAUAAUGGACUGCAGCACUACUGUUUCUACAUUCUAGUUUGUAUAUUAGUUGCACGAGCGCUGUAAAUAUGGAUGCCAUCUAAAUCUGUGCGUCUGGAGAAUGCACUGUUGUGUUGACGCAUGUCAUCUGCUGUAAUGCCACAAACUAUUUAUACCCCCCAGACAAGAAAACACUUCUGAUGACGAGACAUUUAGAACGAUCCAAGCAGAUCGCACAAGCGGAUCCUGCUCCUCUUUUUAACAAAGUCUUCUUUAUGAUUAUUACAGACAGUAUAUUUGUACUUUUGCAUCUCCUGUGAUGGCCGAGACUUAUGGCACUCUUGCAUGAAAGCAAUAAACUAUUUUAAACUAUC